AUUAUAUUUAACUAUAUUACUAAUUUACUAGGGUUAAAGGAACCAUUAACUAAUAUAAUCUAUAAUAGUAUUUUUAUAGUAGUAAAUAAACUCUUUAAGCAAGCCUACUUUUUACUAUAUAAAAAGUCUUAUACUAUAAAAAAUUUAAUAUAUUUUUAUAUAUAA
Molecule: messenger RNA, 165 nt
Organism: Trichoderma asperellum CBS 433.97
Lineage: Eukaryota; Fungi; Ascomycota; Sordariomycetes; Hypocreales; Hypocreaceae
Source: RefSeq, a predicted model, not a curated record